AUCGAAAAAUAUACUUGUACGGUGCUGCCAGAAAUUCCAAAUCACACAGCUGUAUUCUGGCCGCGCAUUAGCCGCGACAUUGUUGCGAAUUUUAAAGAACGUUGACGUUGCCUAUUGUAGCCGGGUCGCAUCGAAUUACAUUUACUGUAUACGAAAUGUCCGAUGAUCCGGACUAUUUAUUUGCACUGAAAUUACAGGAGCAGCUCAAUGGCGAAAAAUCUGACAGCAAGUCGGAAACAGCUCGUGAAAAGCCUGAGAUGGAGUCUGGUCAUGAUGAUAGUGACUACCAAUUGGCUCUGAAGCUUCAGGCCGAAAUAAAUGCCGAAGAUGCAGACGUCAGCGACAAUGAGACUGUUGACAAUGAAGAAGUCUUUGCCCUCGACAUGACCAGCUCUAAACCAAGUUCUAGCAACAGCAGCAACAACACGAAGAAUAACAACAACAAAAAUAAUAGAGAUCUAAACAAGGACACACCUCCAAGCCGCAAGGAAAAUAUGGACCUAAUGAAGGCACCCAGCUCUUCGCCAGUUGGUUACAAUAACUAUUUGGAUCAGACACAAAAUCUAGUGCAUCCGGAGUGGGAGCUAGUUGAUCCCACACCCGACAUAUUUGCCAUGUUUGUCCGCUUCGAUCAGAAGUUCUUUCAGAAGCGUCUGGGCGCCGUUGUUGUGGAGUGGAGCAAGCGCAUGUAUUCCUGUGCUGGCAUUUGCUAUCAGCGUGGUAAUCGAUUCGUUAAGGAGGUAAUCAUACGGCUCAGUGAGCCGCUGCUGAAGCUGCGUCCACGCAAGGACUUAGUCGAAACAUUACUGCACGAAAUGAUACACGCCUAUUGCUUUGUGCUCAAUAUACGCGAGGGUAAUGGCGGACAUGGACCAAACUUUAAGCGCAUCAUGGGCAUCAUUAAUAAAGUGGCUGGCACCAAUAUUACUGUCUAUCAUACCUUUCACGAUGAGGUGGAUGCCUAUAAGACUCACAUCUGGCGCUGCAAUGGAGUCUGCCAGUAUCACAAUCCUUUCCAGGGCUGGGUGAAGCGCACCUCGAACCGCCCGCCCGGCCCGAGCGAUCAAUGGUGGGCCAAGCAUCAGCGCGAUUGCGGCGGCACCUUCGAAAAGGUGAGCGAGCCACCCAAGCCACCUGGCAGCAAAUCAAUGCCAAAACCCAAAGGCCCGAAGUACACAACCAAAUUCAAGAAUGAAACAACAACAACAACAGCUGGUGAUGAUAUACGCAACUAUUUUGGCAAGCCAAAACAUACAGUUAACCUAUUGCCACAAGUGCAGCCGGCUCUCGGUCUGCCGGGUGCCUUUCCGCCCACAUCAUAUCCGGGCUUAUCGAACAACCCCCUUGGUGGCCUCGCGCCAAGCUCUGGCACCAAGAGGCGUGACAAUGUGGUUGGCUUCAAAGACCUGAUCGAUCUAAGUAGCGCCGACGAGGACAGCAAAGGCGAUACCAAAGCCACUUCAUCGAACCGAGAUGAAAUGCACGGCAAGGGCUACAGUUUGACCAACGGCAGUACCGACGCCACUGCCAGCCCUGCUCGCUUGUCGGACACUGUCAAUCGCAAUCAUUUGCGUGAGGUGUGGUCAAAGCGUUUCGAAAACGAUAAUCAAAAGAAGGAGAAGAUGGAGGUAAAGGUGAAGAAGGAGAUCAAGCAGGAGCCAGAAUUCAAGCAAAACAAUCCAAGCAAGCGUCGUCGGGUUUCCCAAAAUAUCGACGGCUGGGUGUCCUACGAUAAGGAUGUAAUGGUAUGCGAUGUGGUCGAGCCUGUCAUUAAUAUUUCAGACAGCGACGACGAUGUGAAGCCGGUGCCCAAGGCGCCGACACCAAACGUUGCCAAGAAGACUUCACAAUUGUCCAGCCAGGAGCGCACCAUCAACAUCAAGCGUGAGGUGAUGGAGGAUGAGACGCUGUAUGGGGACGAUGAAAUCUUCAUGAUUGAUGAUGAGUACGAUGAUAGCAUCAGUGAACUGAGUGCUGCCGCUGAGCUGGCCGAUCAGUCGAUCAUCGAUGAUCUGUUCGGCGAGGACACGCUCCUGCAGGAGUUCCAGCGUGAGAAUGAUGUGGUGCCCUGCAGUUCGCGCUAUCAAUACGAUGCUGGCAACGACAUAACCACCUGUCCCAUUUGCUUUGAGAAAAUGAAGCGUUCCGAGUUUUCCAAUCAUCUUGACGGCUGCAGCAUCACCAUCAGGGUGCCGCCGCCAACCAUUAAGCCGAACGCCCCACUGCCUGGCGACAGCAACAGCAUCAACAAGCCAAACAACAAACAUAAGCCAAAGGUGAACAAGCGCAAGUCCGCAACAUCAAAGCGUCAGAUUUUGAAGAGCUCCGGCUACUCGAGUGCCGACAUUGCUGCCUUAGAUCUCAGCUCAUCCAGUUCGUCCAGUGAGUCGGCCAGGACCAGUGAGAAUGACAUGACACCGCGUCAGAUGCGCCAGCGCUCACUCUACAAGCAGACCACAGAGUGUCCCAAAUGCGGCCAGGAGCUGCUUGGCCACCAAAUGGAAGCGCAUCGCAACAUCUGCAAGCGCUCCAAAUAAUUUAGCUAUAUCUAUGUAUACUACUCAAGUUGUCCGUUAGGUAUUUUCUGCUUGAAUAUCGGAAGUUUUAGAUGUGCCCAUUCAAAUAUUUUUGUUU
Molecule: messenger RNA, 2634 nt
Organism: Drosophila arizonae
Lineage: Eukaryota; Metazoa; Arthropoda; Insecta; Diptera; Drosophilidae
Gene: mh
Product: DNA-dependent metalloprotease SPRTN
Biological process (GO): DNA repair
Cellular component (GO): nucleus
Molecular function (GO): polyubiquitin modification-dependent protein binding; metalloendopeptidase activity; single-stranded DNA binding
Source: RefSeq, a predicted model, not a curated record